Glycine soja is the source of this 1886-nucleotide messenger RNA. Its product is annotated as WRKY DNA-binding transcription factor 70-like. NCBI's taxonomy places the organism in Eukaryota, Viridiplantae, Streptophyta, Magnoliopsida, Fabales, Fabaceae. The record is from RefSeq and is a predicted model, not a curated record. Gene Ontology annotation, biological process: regulation of DNA-templated transcription. Gene Ontology annotation, molecular function: sequence-specific DNA binding; DNA-binding transcription factor activity. The coding region runs from base 922 to 1734 and encodes 270 amino acids. The transcript has 7 exons.
GUGUCUCUUCGCUUCUCAUCGGGUCUCCAAUCUCAUCGCGCUUCCAAAAUAGCAAUGGAGAAUCACCCCUCAAAUGGAAGAUGAAAGGCAAUAGAAAAAGAGCCGAUCAAAGGGCGUGACAUAGCAAACCAGUUAAUUGAAGAAGAAGUGUUUGUUCAUAAAUCCGACACUAUUCAUGAUGGAAACGUAGAAGGGUCGUCAAUGCUUACCAUUUGUUAAAGAUCUUAGCCUCAUCAGUAUACACAUGAGGCUUGCAAGAGUUUCUUGUUCCACGCUAAAAAACGAAGAGGGUGCUACAAGAGAAAAUCAAGUGCACCAACAUGGGAGACGAACAGCUCAAUUCUGAUGGAAGAUGGCUAUGUAUGGAGAAAAUAUGGAAAAAAAAUAACAAUGAAUGCAAAAUACCUCAGUGGUUGCCGACUCAGUGUUGCGGAGGUGGUCACCAUGGCCGCUGCCCGCUGACUAGGGGAGGGAUUGUGGAGAGUUAGGGGCAGAAUAAUCUGGUCGUCACAGCUGGAACCCCUUACGCAAUCCUGGUGACGUCACUAUGCGCAUGCAUUCGUUGGAGAGUGGAAAAGUAGGUUCUAGCUACAACAAAAUACCUAAUUCGGAACUAAUCAGCUCUUGGAUGGAGAAGAAUAAGCCUUUGUAUCGUAGAAUGGCAGCAGAAGCAACUUGUUAAUUAGUAAAACAAGUGCAGAUGAAGAAGAUUACUGCCAUUUGUUGCUUUCUAAUAGUUUUUCUCUCCUUCCAUCGCCCCAGUACAUCUCUCUGCUAUAUGUGGAUAAAGCUAUGAAAAUUUGAAGCCAUGUUGCAAGUGCUUCAAAAUUCAAGAUAUGAGAUCUAUUUGAAUAAAAGGCACUGUGUCUCUUCGUUUCUUAUGGAGUCUCCAAUCUGUUCGAGCUUCCAAAUUAAACAGCAAUGGAGAAUCAGCCUUCAAAUGGAAGAAGGGCAAUGGAAGAAGAGCUGAUCAAAGGGUGUGAGACAGCAAACCAGUUACUUGAAGUACUUGUUCAUAAAUCCAACACUACUCAUGAAGAUGUAGAACUAGAAGGGUCAGUGCAACCUUUGGUUGAAGAUCUUGUGCGCAAGGUGUUGUGUUCAUUCACAAAUACCCUUUUGCUAUUGAACACUAAUAAUAUUAAUGAUGUCUCCAAAUACACAAUCAAAGAUGCCCCUUCGUCCGUGAAAUGUCCAGAGACUCAGGGUACGGAUGAGGCUUGCAAGAGUUUCUUCCACGCUGAAAAACGAAGAGGGUGCUACAAGAGAAAAUCAAGUGCACCAACAUGGGAGACGAACAGCUCAAUUCUGCUGGAAGACGGCUAUGCAUGGAGAAAAUAUGGACAAAAAAUAACACUGAAUGCAAAAUACCUCAGGAGCUACUACAGAUGCACUCACAAGUAUGAUCAGGGUUGUCCAGCAACCAAACAGGUUCAGAGAACUCAAGAGGACCCUCCAUUGUACCGGACAACAUAUUAUGGACAUCACAAUUGCAAAAGCUCUUUAAGUCCUGAGAUAAUGAUCGAACCAGCUUUUUCUUCUGGCUCUUCUAUGAUCCUUAGCUUCACUAGCACCCUCACAAGCAAAGAAGGAUACCCAUUUUCAUCAUCACUUUCUUCAUCCACAAAACUGGAGCCUAUGGAAGUGAUUCAGGAUGACCAUAUCGUUCAGAACCAAUUAUCCUCAUCAGAUUACCUCCUGUUAUCUGACUAUGGACUUGAUUUCAAUUAUUAGAGGCAUUUUACAAUGCUAUCCUCCACUGAAUAAUCUGUUCAAUUAGAUAAAGUUUAUGGGAGUAGUGAUCUGUAUUUGCAUGUUCCUACAAAAUUUGUUUUAUUGAGGAGGGCAAUGCAUUGGUAACUUCAUUUGGCACAGGUUUAAUUCUA